AUGGAUAUGCAGGUGGCAAGAGAGGAUAACUCGAAAGAGUCGAAUAUUACUCGAUGUUCCGUACAUCAAAAGAAGAUUGACACAAAGGAGCCUGGUAUUGAGAAAGUGUUUAACAAGAACAGUGAACCGGAGAAGUUGAAAGGAAAGGAAGUUCGGGAUUUUUUGCGACGGCGAAAACAAAGUGUUCGUGAUCGUCCAUUGGCAAAAUUAGCCGGUGAUCUGAAGAAUGAAUGGGAGAAGAGAGAAGAUAACGGCAUUGAGUGCAAGAAGAAACGAGAAAAAAGAGUUAGAUGGGCCGACCAGUUGACAUCACAUCAUUCGGGGAACAUUGAGGCGAAAGGGAAGAGUGUUACUGGUUCGCCCACUACGGUUGCGGAGGUUUCCAAGCCAAAAAAAGCCAAGGAAGCUUCGUUUCAUCCGACGUACCCCUCAAUGAUCCGCAAGAUGGUAUCCAAGUUGAAGGUAUCCGAGUCUGGAUCAUCGAGGGCUGCUAUCCUGAAGUUCAUGAUGUCGCGCUGCAAUCUUGCAGACUAUUUCACUAAGAUCAAUUCCCAUCUCCGCAUUGCGCUUAAAAAUCCUGUCAUGAACGGUGAAUUGAAGCAGAUUAAGGGAAUUGGAGCGUCUGCAAGCUUCAGGCUUGGUAAGAAGAAGUCCGUGUCGGCGACUAAGAAGGUAGGUGGUGGACGUUCUGCACAUUUUGUUCCGCAUUUUUCGGAUGGUAUAGUAUCCAAGAAUUUAAAAGUUCCGGGUUCUAAGACGAAAAAGAUUAAGGCAUAG
Messenger RNA from Angiostrongylus costaricensis, 777 nucleotides. The record is from the annotation of a GenBank genome assembly. Lineage: Eukaryota; Metazoa; Nematoda; Chromadorea; Rhabditida; Metastrongylidae.